Molecule: messenger RNA, 1739 nt
Organism: Cryptomeria japonica (Japanese cedar)
Lineage: Eukaryota; Viridiplantae; Streptophyta; Pinopsida; Cupressales; Cupressaceae
Product: transcription factor RAX2
Exons: 3
Coding region: 165-1460 (431 amino acids)
Source: RefSeq, a predicted model, not a curated record
CCCUUUAAACAAGCUUUUGUCGCCCGUGCAUGUCAUCCACAAAUCAAAUUCUUACCAAACAUUCAUCACGAAAAUUCCAGCAAGAAAAAUGGCUAUAGAUUCAGCAGUUGGUUAAUGAAAAAUACAUAAGGAGAAGCCUGGCAAUAAGAAAAGGAUAGAGAAGAAUGGCGGAGAAAAAAAAUAGUGUGGAUGGGCUUAACCGAGGGCCUUGGCAACCUGAAGAAGAUGUGCGUUUGAAAACAUACGUUGAAGCGAAUGGCGCAGGACGUUGGAGUACUCUGGCCUCAAAAGCUGGUUUGAAUCGAUGCGGGAAGAGUUGCAGGUUACGUUGGAUGAAUUACCUUCGCCCAAAUGUAAAGCGAGGCCAUAUUACUCUUGACGAAGAAGACCUCAUUAUAAGACUUCACAAACUGCUUGGAAACAGGUGGUCGUUGAUUGCUGCCCGUGUACCAGGAAGAUCAGACAACGAUGUUAAAAAUUUCUGGAAUAUUCAUCUGAGCAAAAAAUCUGGCCGCAAAGGUGUACAACUCAAGGCUCUCAAGUCAAAGCUUAAAGAUACGCCCUUUCCCAAUGCUAAUACUAACAUUAUUGGGGACUCGGCCAAGGAUGACAUUGAUUCAAAAUGUUCUACCAACUACAAUUUUCAGCCUCAUAGGCUUAGCAUGCAAAGAGAUUUGAUCCCUUGUCCAACAGAACCCAAAAUGUUACAAAAUCCAUGCCUAGAUGAGUCCACCAAGCAGAGAAAUUGUCUUGUUUUACAACAUGUCAGUGCACCAUCAAAGCCCAAUAUCAGCACAGCUUCUUACACUAUAUCUUUGGCUGAUAAUGAUGAAGUACACAGUGCAGUUUAUAGGAUUUCAUCCCCAUUAACAGCUCUAGUUCAGCAGAAAUCUCAUGGAUUCCUAACUGAGAUUGGUGACAACAUGCAGGGAGUAACAACCUCUAACCAAUAUCAUUCACACUCAGACUCAUAUGGGUUCGGUUUUGUCCCCGGGCUUGACUCCAAUUACAUGUUUGAGAGUAGAAGCAGCUUUACUAAUCUGCAGCCUAACAAUCUCAAUUCUCAGUUGGAAUGUCAUUGCAGUGGCGAAUCAGAUGGGCGAAAUCCUUGCCUAGAUGAGUUCACCAAUCUGAGAAAUGAUCUUGUUUUACAACAUGUCUGUGCACCAACAAAGUCUAACCUCAACAUAGCUUCUUACACUAUAUCUUCAGCUGAGAAUGAUGAAUUAUACAGUGCAGCAUAUAAAAUUUCAUCCCCAUUGACAACUAUGGUUCAGCAGAAUUCUCAUGGAUUCCUAAGUGAUAUUUCCUACAGCGUACAGGGCUUAACAACUUCCAACCAAUAUCAUUCACACUUAGAUGCAUUUGGGUUUGGUUUUGUUCCUGGAUUUGGCUCAAAUUAUAUCUUUGACAGUGCAAGCAGCUUUACCAAUCUGGAGCCAAAUAACCUCAAUUUAUAGUUGGAUAUAGAGGAUGUGUUGUAAUAUGUUUCAGGUAUCCUGUGUACAUUUUAAUAGUUUUUCUUCUUGUAUUGCCAUUAGGUAAACAGCUAGCUUCCCUAUGGUUUUUGUGUGCGCUUCCUUCCUGGUACUCUUGUAAAGAUCCUCUAUAAGACUCUCAGAUGUUUAUGGGCACAAGGUUGAGAUUCUUUUAAGAACAGCAUGUUCUUUGUGGCCAUUUUAUAUUAUCUUCUGUAAAUAAAAUAUUUUUAAAUAACUAUUUGCUUUGUGGUCAUUUAA